Molecule: messenger RNA, 789 nt
Organism: Owenia fusiformis
Lineage: Eukaryota; Metazoa; Annelida; Polychaeta; Sabellida; Oweniidae
Source: the annotation of a GenBank genome assembly
CCUGACUUAGUCAACAUUCACAGAGAAAGGUUUAACCAUACUGAAUAAUUCUAUAUUCAGGAGUGAAAUACGACCCGUAUACAUAUUUGUACCAUGGACAUACAUGUAGCAAUAUUUGGAAGUAAACAAAAACAUAAAACAUGUAAAAGCAUGAAAAGAGAUUGCUGGCUGUUAGUGUGAAUGGCAUAUCAUUUUGACUUGAUUAAACUAGUGAAACAGUUCAUCAUAACAAUACUAAAUUUCGGAUACGUUCGACCAUGGGGAAUAGACAAUGUUCUGGAUACCCCCAGAAUGCCGCUUGCUGGCCACCAUUUGUAAACAUUGGGGUGCCUAUUUUGGUUGUGAUCAUAUUUGUAGCUGUCCUUGGAUUCAUAUUCAAGAUUCCAGACCCUAAGUCCAAGGUUAUUGAUGAGAUGCUAAAUAAGAAAAGACUAAAAGACAGAAAAGCUAAAGCAGCAAAAAUGAGAAAGGAGCGGAUAGCUACAAUAUCACAUGAACAAAAUAUGGGAUACUCAUACUCCAGUGAUGAUACACGAGGACCAAAGAGUACUAACUAUGGGUCACACUCACUGGAUUGUUCUUUAUCCAUGACAAGCACUGUUAACUUUGAGACAUGUGUAUGAUUAUCGUAUAAGUUAUCAUAUAAAGGCAACUAGGAGUUCCAUUUUGGAUUACGUAACAAAGCCUGAUAACAAACAAUUUCAAACGAUUCUAACUUGAAUUAUGAAUAUUUUCUUGUCAUAAACAUGGGUUUAUCUUUUAGAUCCAUUCAUUAUCCUCAAGAAAAGU